GCUCCCGCGGCUCGUGCGGUUUGUUUAGUUUGGAGGCGGAGAGUUCCAGAGCGUUCACACUGAUUUACUUAAACCGGAUUAUUCUAAUUCCUUUCCUCGCGGAGAUGAGCCUCGCUCACUGAUGAGGACUCGAGCCCAGCAUGGAUACCGCCAUUGACUUCAAAUCUCUUCGCGCCAAGUUUCAGGAGGAGUUCCAGUCGAAGGAGAGGCCGGCGGUUCCUCACCGACCCAAGCGCUUACCACCACUUCCACCAGGGGGCGCCACCUCUGCAGUCUACAGCACCCCUUCUUCUACAGCAGACAGGAACCACAUCACGCCUCAAGUUGUUCUCAGAGACGAGCGGAGGGCGGGAACAGUGAAACGCCCUGUUUCAGUCCCUACCAGCUUCUUCCACCAUGGGAACGACGGUGGAACCGGUGUUGGAAGGCUUUCCAUGAAGGAUCGCCAGUUUCCGUUGGUUCUUCCAGCCCAGCUCUCGUCCAAUCACGAGUCAAAGCACGACCAGGUCACUCCGUCUGCUAAACUGGUAACGUCACCAAUCAAAUGCGGGAAGAAAGCCAUGCCCGCCCCCUUCAAGCCCACCAAGUUUUCCAAAUGCAUCAAGGAUAUUCUGGAAGCUGCUGGAGAACGUGCUGAAAAUGGCCACAAACCACACUCUGUAGAGUCCACCCCAACGGGGGAAAGUGUACCCAACGGAUUCAGCCACCAUCAUCACCACAACCACCACAGUCAGGGGUCAAGCUCUGGAUCUAGCCCAGAACAACCAGGUACACCCCCAAAACCGUCGACAGAAAGCUCCUCCUCAGUGGGCCAUGUCCUGAGCACUCUAGAGAAAGCCAAAAAGAAGUUCUCGCCAAAGAAUCUGCUGGUUUAUGCCCGACCCAAGAGUUUCUACGCCAGUAAAGGUCAGAGUUCACCGCCUUCUGGAGAUUACGAGAAUGUUCACCGUGAGGCGAACUCUUGGGUUUCCACUGCUUCAGCCACCUACACCUCCCUGCCUGUACUGCAGACCAGUGCAUUUACCCACAUGACCAGAGCCGUUUUGAAUCUAAAUGGAGAUGUGAGGUCAAGAGUACACAGCGCUGGUCCUCCUCCAGCCCGAAGACCACUUCCUGACCUGGGAUCUCUGGGAGCUUUACCUGUAAAACCACACAGACCUCCACAGGUAGACCUCAGCUCAUACACCUGCGGGCUGUCUCCUGAAACCAGGAACGACGUGUGUUCUUUAAAUCUGGCCGAUAUUCCUGAAUCCGUAUCAGUAGAUGUUCUGGAUGCUGAGAGUUCAGCAGUUCCUCCUCCUCCUCCUCCUCCUGAGUUUGAAGCUCCUGAGUUCCCGGAUUUUGAGGCGUCUGUGCUGGAAGCUCUAAACGAUAGUCUGAUAAACCUGGCGGCUCUGGAUCUGGAAUCCACCGAGUUCAGAGUCCCGCUGCCCCCACCCAGACCAGAGCAGGAGCCUGGGGCCCACCUGCAGGACCCUGAGAGAGGUGCUGAGGUGGUCCUGAAUCCCUCUAUAUACCCUGCAGUGGAUCUCACUGGUCCAGAGCAGAGCUAUAGCGCUCCUCAGCAGAGCUAUAGCGCUCCUCAGCAGAGCUAUAACGCUCCUCAGCAGAGCUAUAAUGCUCCAGAGCAGAGCUAUAACGCUCCUCAGCAGAGCUAUAACGCUCCAGAGCAGAGCUAUAACGCUCCUCAGCAGAGCUAUAACGCUCCAGAGCAGAGCUAUAACGCUCCAGAGCAGAGCUAUAACGCUCCAGAGCAGAGCUAUAACGCUCCUCAGCAGUGCUAUAGCACUCCAGAGCAGUGGGCCGACUCCUGGCCUGAUGUAGCGCUUCAGCCUGAGGCGACUGUAGAGAUACCCAACCCUGAAGCCACGUCUGAGAUCAUCCUGAAUGGAGCUCAUCAUAAUGUACCACCUGACCUGAUUAACUGUGAACUUCCUUCAGAGCCAAGAGGUUGUUGUUUCAGUCUCAGUCAGCAGGGGGAUCAGUAUGAAGUGUGUGAUAACGUGUAUGAAGAGGUGGAGACCAUCACCAAACUGCAGAUCAGAGAAAACUCCCGCAAACGCAAAGAUCCUCCCAAGAAUCCCUAUGCUGAGUCUCCAGCGAGAGAGGAAACCUACAAAAGCAUACGGCACGUCUCACAAUGGAAGGAGCGCUUGAGUCCGGAACACCAGGAUGAGAAAGAGCAGCGGAAGAGAGAGAAACAGCGUCUGGAGCGAGAGAAGAAAGAACAGAAGGAGAGGGAGAAAAAGGAAAACCUGAUGAAAAAGAAGUUUAAAAUCACCGGACAGGAGGAGCCGAUGUACCACGCCCGGGUUCUGGUGACCAGCAAGCUCCGCAAACACGACCUGCAGGUGACGAGCGGAGACACGGUCAGCAUCAUCCGCACCACCAACUGCCCCAAGGGCAAAUGGCUGGCCAGAGACGCCCAACACAAGUAUGGUUAUAUUUCGGUGAUGAAUGUGGAGCUGAAUAUGAAGGAGAUGCUGGAGUUGGGGAAGAGAGCGUCGCAGGCUGCUGGACGAGGACCGGGAGAGCUGGACACACUCAGCCUCAGCAGCAGGUCUUCACAUCACAACCCGGUUAUGACCAGCAGCUUCACUGAUGACAGUGAGGAGUGGAGCGGGGAGGAUGAGACUCUGUCCGCUUUAGCAGAAAACAUGGGUCCUCACAGGGCCGUCUCCAUGCCGGACGUCUUUGGUGGUAACGGCAGUGCUGAACAUGUGCUGAGUGCUGGCAGUAUGGAGGACAUCCCAUCUCAAGUAACUCAUGUGGCUCUUCAGAAGCUUGCAGUUUUCUUCCAGAACUCCAGAGAAGAUCUCCGCACUGUAACCCAGUGCACCGACUCCGAAUCCAACUUCAUCGCUCCAGGUCUGCUGAGCGCUGUGGAGGAACCUCAGUAUGGCGAGGAGGAACAGUGCAGUUUUGCAGACAUGGAGCUGCUGCCUCCUCCUGACCUCUACGCUGAUUCUGUCUAAAACCCAGGUGAACCUUUUAAAUGCUGGGAUGGAGAUGCUGAAGCUGAGGUGAUGAGGAGCACACGCAGUCUGAAGAAGUGUAAUCUGAGCUCUACUGAAACAACAGGAUCUACAGGAGAACUGAUGUUUUAUCAGAACUGAAUAUGACAUGAUUUUCAUUAUAAAAAAUAUAAAGACUUAAGUAAAAAAAAAAAAAAAGAGACAAAUGUUGGUGAAUGUUGGGAGGUAUGGGGGUAUUAUGGUGUGUUUUUUGUCCUUUUCACCGUCAUCAAUCAGCCUUCAUUCUGAGUUUUGUCUUUUUCUGAAUCAUUUUCUCUUUAUUUGACUUUUUUCUGUUACGCAGCUUCAGUUUCUUUUGUUUUGUUUGCUUUAUGUUUGUAUUAAAACACUGUUUUCUGUGAAUGGAUGCAUACAAAUAAAUAUAUACAGAGAUAAAAAUC
This is a messenger RNA of Astyanax mexicanus (Mexican tetra), 3415 nucleotides long. RefSeq lists its product as uncharacterized. The transcript is spliced from 19 exons. Gene Ontology annotation, cellular component: plasma membrane. The record is from RefSeq and is a predicted model, not a curated record. Gene Ontology annotation, biological process: T cell receptor signaling pathway; integrin-mediated signaling pathway; protein localization to plasma membrane. Lineage: Eukaryota; Metazoa; Chordata; Actinopteri; Characiformes; Acestrorhamphidae. Bases 141 to 2975 code for a protein of 944 amino acids. Gene Ontology annotation, molecular function: protein binding.